Messenger RNA from Drosophila obscura, 1394 nucleotides. RefSeq names its product phosphate carrier protein, mitochondrial (gene Mpcp1). Lineage: Eukaryota; Metazoa; Arthropoda; Insecta; Diptera; Drosophilidae. Gene Ontology annotation, cellular component: mitochondrial inner membrane. Gene Ontology annotation, biological process: mitochondrial phosphate ion transmembrane transport. The record is from RefSeq and is a predicted model, not a curated record. Bases 162 to 1298 code for a protein of 378 amino acids. The transcript is spliced from 4 exons. Gene Ontology annotation, molecular function: phosphate transmembrane transporter activity.
AUUUGGUUUUCUGGUGUGGCGCGCGACGAACGUUGUUUUGGGUCCUCUAAUUUCAGCCCAGCAACAUAACUCUUACUCCAUCUACACUUCAGGCCAUUCUGCACUCCACAUCACUUCCUACGAUACCCAGCCCAGCACUUUGAACAGCUUCUCUAGCCAACAUGUUUAAAUCUCUAUUCGAGUCCGCGCAGAACUCAACGUUCAGGUCGCCGUUCACCAGCGUCAGCUGCCAGGCUGCCGCUCCUUCCUCCGACCUUGCACUCUCUAAUGUGGCAUCCCCAUCAGUGUCAACCCUCGACGAUGUCUCGCCCCGCAAGCAUAGCCCCAACCACAAUUUUGCCGCCGCCGCCGCAGCUCCUCAGGGUGAUUCCUGCGAGUUCGGCUCGAACAAAUACUUCCUGCUGUGCGGGUUGGGAGGCAUCAUCUCCUGUGGCUCCACACACACCAUGGUAGUGCCCCUGGAUUUGGUCAAGUGCCGCCUGCAGGUGGAUCCGGCCAAGUACAAGAGUGUGUUCAACGGUUUCCGUGUCAGUGUGGCCGAGGAGGGCGUGAGGGGUCUGGGCAAGGGCUGGGCACCCACCUUCAUCGGCUACUCCAUGCAGGGCCUGUGCAAGUUCGGCCUGUACGAGGUCUUCAAAGUCAUUUACGGCGAUGCCAUUGGCGAGGAGAACGCCUUCCUGUAUAGAACCGGCCUCUACCUGGCCUCCUCGGCCUCCGCCGAGUUCUUCGCCGACAUUGCCCUGGCGCCAAUGGAGGCGGCCAAGGUCAAGAUUCAGACCACGCCCGGAUUCGCCAAGACGCUGCGCGAGGCUCUGCCCAAGAUGACUGCCCAGGAGGGCAUUGGUGCCUUCUACAAGGGUCUGGUUCCACUCUGGAUGCGACAGAUUCCCUACACCAUGAUGAAGUUCGCCUGCUUCGAGCGCACCCUCGAGCUGCUGUACAAGUAUGUGGUGCCCAAGCCACGUGCCGACUGCACCAAGGGCGAGCAACUGAUAGUCACCUUCGCCGCUGGCUACAUUGCCGGUGUCUUCUGCGCCAUUGUCUCGCAUCCCGCCGAUACGGUGGUCUCCAAGCUGAACCAGGCCAAGGGCGCCUCCGCUCUGGAUGUGGCCAAACAGCUGGGCUGGUCUGGACUCUGGGGCGGAUUGGUGCCUAGGAUUGUGAUGAUCGGCACCCUGACUGCUGCACAGUGGUUCAUCUACGAUGCCGUGAAGGUUACUCUCCGCAUGCCACGUCCUCCACCACCAGAAAUGCCCGAAUCCCUGAAGAAGAAGUUGGGCGUGACUGGCGAGCAGUAAACAAGAACCGUUUAUGGAUUGGUGCCUCUUGUUAAACGAAUUGGUCCACAUUUGUAUAGAUAAACCACGAUUGAAUAAAAACCACACUUUACACUA